Pseudomyrmex gracilis is the source of this 1584-nucleotide messenger RNA. RefSeq lists its product as uncharacterized. NCBI's taxonomy places the organism in Eukaryota, Metazoa, Arthropoda, Insecta, Hymenoptera, Formicidae. Gene Ontology annotation, molecular function: catalytic activity. The record is from RefSeq and is a predicted model, not a curated record. The coding region runs from base 1 to 1584 and encodes 527 amino acids. The transcript has 3 exons.
AUGGAUCUAAUCUUACAACUUAAUGUCAACCACUCGGGGCCGGCACAAGACUUGCUGAUACAUAAUAUGAGGGAGAAAGGUGCGGGGCUGGCAGCAAUUUCCGAGCCUUACCGGAUUCCAGAUUCACCAAACUGGAUAUCGGACACGGACAAUGUGGCAGCGUUAACAUGGCUCCCUAAUGGCAGCCGGGCAGUAACGGAAGUAUAUGAGCGCGGAAAAGAAUUUGUCGCAGUCCGGUGGGAAGAAAUAACGGUAUACAGCUGUUACUUCUCACCGAACCAAGAUCGAGAAAUGUUGGAAGACGCGCUGGACAGGCUAACUGUAAGUAUUCGACACGCUGGCAGUGGGCCUAUCCUAGUGUUAGGAGAUUUUAAUGCGUGGUCGAUACAAUGGGGAUCCACAAACACCAACGUGCGAGGAAAAGCAGUGGAGNUAUGGGCGGCUGCAAGUGGAUUGUUUUUGCUCAACACGGGUCAAUGUUACACAUGCGUACGGCCGCAGGGACGAUCAAUAAUCGAUCUAUCCUGGGCCUCGAUAAAAAUGCUACCCCUGGUGCAAAAGUGGANUGUGUUAACCAGCGAAGAAUCACUGUCUGAUCACAGAUAUGUGGUUUUAAAAAUAAAAGAAAUAACANGUAUAAAAGGCUGGAAAAGAGGCAUGAGUUUCCCGCGAUGGAAACUAGAGAAAAUGGAUGAAGACCUGUUUGAUGCGACAAUAUUAGGCUACACGUGGAACNAAACAGAAAUCGAAGACUGGGACGCGGAGAAAUCUGCACUUUGGAUAACUAAAAUCGCAAGAGACGCGUGCGAUAACUCGAUGCCGAGAAGCCAAGGUUUACAUAUAAAGAAACAAGCAUAUUGGUGGUCGGACAGCAUUAACAAGCUACGAGAUAAUUGUAACCGGCUGAGACGAGUGUAUACGAGGGCGCGCAAACGACGGCGUAACUCAAUGNAAAUAAUUGAAAGACUCAGGGUAGAACUAAGGGACGCACAACGAGCCCUCAANAGAUCUAUUGUGGUGGCAAAAAAGGCUGCUUGGCAGGAGUUACAACAAACAAUGGAUCGUGACCCUUGGGGUACGCCGUAUAAGUUGGUGUUGUCAAAACUGCGAACUAUGGGACCCCCGAUCACCGAGGUCUUAUCGGUGGAGAAAAUUUUAAGGCCAGUUCCCGACAAUAUGGAAGCGAAGCAGACUAGUUUUGGUCCCGAAGCCGGGGCGCUCGGGGAGCGACCCAUCAGCAUUCCGUCCUCUAUGUUUGUAGUAAUCCCUUGCAAUGAUGGGAAAAUUAGGUUGCAUCGGAUGACAUGCGGAGUACCCCAGGGCUCCGUACUGGGCCCGUUGUUAUGGGAUGUAGCGUAUGACGAAGCACUGAAUGUCCAGCUCCCACCAUUGUGUACAACCAUCGGUUACGCCGAUGAUACCUUGGUGUUGACGGCCGCUGCGGAGGACUACGAAGCUGCGUCUAAAGCUACGUUAGCGGUGGCAAUAAUAUCGGAAAAAAUAAAUACCAUGGGCCUUGAGCUGGCGCCGCGAAAACUGAUGCUAUGGUGUUUAGGCCACGCGGUAAAACAGGAAGGCAACUAA